GUGUCUUUCAUUGAACAUCACUUUCCUUUCGUCUAAAUAUUACCUUGUCUUCCUGUGGAUAUAUCCUCUAGAGAUAAUCCUCAACCACAAUCCUCAUCAAACCGUCUUGCUGGAACACGACGGCCCUCUCAAUUGAUCAAAAUGAUUGACAGUCUGAAAGUAAAUGUUCUGGCCACUUCACACAAGAUUCUCGAUACCAUUCUCAGGUAUCGGAGUCCUUUGCCAAAGGGUGCCGUGGACUGUAGCGAUGAGGGUGCUUUGAAGUUUCUCGGUAUGAUCUAUCUUGCGGUGAAAGCUGAUCAGCCUGUUCCCAUGGUCAUGCCAGCUUUCCCGUUCAAGAGUCCCAAUGCAAAAGACAAGGUACUGGGGAUCUCGCCCGAUAAGGGUGAAGAUGUAGCUCUCGCACAUCUCAACGGAUUAUGUGCUGCUAUCAAGGACAUCUACGAACCUGGUGCUAUCUUGACCAUAGUUUCCGACGGGUUAGUCUACAAUGAUCUCCUUGGUGUUCCCGACCACGUUGUUUGGAACUAUGGAAGAAAGCUACGAGAGCUUGCUGCCUCUCGAGGAUACAAACACAUCCAGUUUGCACAGCUCAGAAAUCUACUAGCAUUGAAGAGCAUAGAUGAACAGCUAGAUGACAUGUCGUACGCUGCUGCCGCAUCUUUCAUGCGCCUGAGUCUGAUGAACCAAUUCGGAGCCACCAGCUGGGCUGAAGGGUCGGACCUGGAGGUUGACGACAACAAGCGAACGACAUACUGCGGAUAUCUCAAGUUCCUUGAACUGGAUCUUGCAACUACCUAUCCGAUAGACGAAGAGCGUACCAAAAGUCGUUUCAAGAAGGGCGUUGCGAAAAUUGCUAAGGCGAUGCUGAAGCGGGGCGACGCAUUUGCAAGAGCAGUACGCAGCAGGUUUCCCGACCAUGUCCGCCUAUCGAUCCAUCCUUCCAACGGCAAAGACAAGAUCUCUGUGAAUGUUCUUCCUGUCGCUACUACCGUAACACCAUGGCACUGCUCUAUCGCCUUCAAAGUUGACGGAACAUUGCUAGCUGGACAUCGUACCACAUUUGAAGCAAUGGAUGACAUGGAGUUAGUCUACGAAAACAAGCAGCCUUCAUAUUUCCGCGAGAAGUCAAGCCUCUACAGUUGGCAGUCAACGCCGGUUACAUUCGAGCCGUUGUAUCCUUGCGGAAUCCUAGUCCGUCCCGCCAAUGGACCCAAGUCUGCGUCCAUCGAUGACGUCGAUGCACUCAAAAUCCGUGAACUUGCAGAACUUAACUCACCCGUCGUUCUUCGUGGCUUCACCAAAACCAGGGAUCGUGAAAGGUUUGUUGCCAAAUCAUACGAUUUCGGCAAGCCAACACCAUGGAAGUUCGGACUCGUCCUAGAAGUCAAAGACCAAGGGGCUGAGACGGAAGGACUCAACAACGUCCUGAGUUCCGAGUGGAUGCCAUUCCAUUUCGACGGCAUGUUCAAGACUCAGAAGCAUGUACGGGAUGACGGGAGCUACGACCUAGUUCCGCAGCCACCCAGAUUCCAAUUCUUCACUGCAGUGACUUCUAGCCCCAAGGACACUGGUUACACUCUCUUUUCGGCAUCCAGGCUUGUCUUCCAAUAUCUACCAAAGCACAUCUCGGUGGAUCAGCUUCGCUCCUUGACAUAUUCCGUCAGCACCCCUUCGUUCGAUCAGGCGAUCAUUAGGCGCUUGCCCUUGAUUCAGCAGCAUCCGUCCACAGAUCAACCAUGCAUUAGAUACCACGAGCGAUGGCCGCAAGAGAAGACAAAGUUCGACCCGACGCAUGUCGAGAUCGAGAACGGCGACCAGGAGAUCUGCGACAUUCUAGAGUCGCUUCUGCACGACCGUAGAGUGUGCAACUGGCAUAUGUGGGUGAAGGGUGAUCUGUUGGUCAGUGACAAUAUAUCCACGAUGCACACCAGGAGUUCGUUCCUGGCGCAGGUCGAUCGAGAGUUGUGGAGGAUUCAUUUUGAUUAG
Molecule: messenger RNA, 1989 nt
Organism: Aaosphaeria arxii CBS 175.79
Lineage: Eukaryota; Fungi; Ascomycota; Dothideomycetes; Pleosporales
Product: Clavaminate synthase-like protein
Exons: 2
Coding region: 142-1989 (615 amino acids)
Molecular function (GO): oxidoreductase activity
Source: RefSeq, a predicted model, not a curated record